UUAAUCAACAUAGCGAAUGAAUAAAUUGUUUAAAAAUGUCACAAACAAGUGAUGCACCAGAAAAACAAGUGCAAGAUGUAUUAUUGGAAAUAAACAAUGUUGCAUUAAAAAUAAAACAAAAAUUGACAGCGAUCAAUGAACUUACUGAUAGUCAAGGAGACAUGAUAAUGAACGUAAUGGAAGCAAAUAAGUAUUUAUCAGAUAGAGCAAAAGAUUUGGGUAUAAAAUCAAUCGGUGAAUUAUUAAAAUCAACUCAUGAUGAAGAUGAAAAUAAUGACAUCCUGGCUAAUCUUCGAAUUAAUGAUUUACUUAAAAAUUUAAAAGAAGCUCAAUCAUUAGCCAAAUGA
Messenger RNA from Aphidius gifuensis, 347 nucleotides. RefSeq lists its product as uncharacterized. The transcript is spliced from 2 exons. The record is from RefSeq and is a predicted model, not a curated record. Lineage: Eukaryota; Metazoa; Arthropoda; Insecta; Hymenoptera; Braconidae. Bases 36 to 347 code for a protein of 103 amino acids.